UCCUAAGAUGUCCACUUUCCUUCUUGAAUUUUCAUUCUCAUCCAAUACCACCUUGUAGGUGGUAAUGAGUGGUAAUGGAAAUUGCUUCCCCUUGGAGACAAAAACACAAGUUUAAGAGUGAGAUUCUUGUCCAUGGAAGAAAAAUGCCUCCCCAUGGAGAUUUUAAGGGUGAUUUUCUAAUAAAAUUACACUUAAAAUUCAUUCCCAUUACCGCAAUUUAUUAACGACUACCAAACGGGCCGUCAGUGUCGUGUACUGGGCUCGAUGCUGCGUUGGAGACUUGGAGUUCAGCAGCUUGUGAUUAGCUGGGCUUAAUUGAACAAGCAUCGGGAAAGCUAUGUUGGACCGCAAAUAAAAUGUUGCUACAAGUGAACACUGAGCAGCCUCAAGCGGCCAAGUGCGGGCCAGCAGCUGGGCGUUUAACCUCUACAGUCCAGUAGUCCACAUAUAUGGCUGCAAUGCAUGUGGUUGGAGAUGCUUCAUGCACUGACUUGGCCAUUUCCCCUUGGGGGAUCUGCCAUUACUGGUCAAAAGAUAUGUUUUGAGUCUUUGAGAGAAGCUCAACCAUUAGCAGGUCGAGUCUAGCACAAGGUUUUUAUGAUUUUCUAUAAAUAGAUGUCUUUUUUUUUUUUACUUGCUAGUCGCUACAUUUUCUUAUUUAGUAACUAAUGGUCCCAUGCAAAAGUACCAAUACUCUUUUUUAUUUUCGACAUCUUCAUAUUUAUAACUCAUAAAAGUACUAAUACCCCCCGGGAAAAUAGAGAUAGCAUAAAUUAAUUAAAAGUAGUACAUAACAUCAAGCCCUAUUAGAAAGGGUCUCAUUGUUCAAGCUUAGGCUAUUACAAACCACACGAAUUUCUCAGUUAGAUACAACCCUUAUUGCCUUGACCUCGCAUCCUUUGCUAGAGCAUCAACUAAUAUGUUGCUUCCCCUUCCUUUUCCUUCAAAUUGCAGUCAGUCCCUGGAAACUGAGGAUCAGAUCCCUCCAUUUUCCAUUAAGCCCGCAAUAGAGUUAUGAAGUUUGAUAGAGCCAUUUUUUCCAGCAAUUGCUCUAGAAGAGUCCAUUGUCUGCAUAUAGUUAUUCCGAUCUCUCAUCCUCAUCCAUUGAGGGGCUUGGAGCUAGAGGAUGCCGUUAGGUCCGCUUUGAGUGGGGAUUUUCCCCCAUUUAUUUUCUUGUUUUUGGUGGGUUGGAAGUAGCGAUUGAUAGUUAGUGACUUUAGGUUGUGGUGAAGAGAGUUGUAAAAGUAGCCAAGGGUAUAAUGGUACAUUUACAUGCUAGUUGUCGCGAUUUUAAGUAAUUUCAGGGUGAUGAAUAGGAGUUCAGUUAUUGUAAUGUACUUAGUAAUUUCUUUUUAUUAAACAAUGAAUUUAUUUAAACGUUUUAUAACGUUAACUUUGACUUGAGGAUGGUGGCAGGUUUAAACUCACUAAAGAAAAGCUGAGGUGUUUAAGGGAAAUAAUUUGACAUAUGUUUAGAUAAAAAGGAGUGUUUUUAUACACUUAAUUAUAUAAUCACAAAGUAGUUAACUUUGAUUUGUUUUAUGUGUGGAUCGUAUCAGAUCAACACGUCUGGCUAUGUACAGCUACAAGUCAUGUGCAAGAUGAGUAAUGAUCAUCAGCUUUCACUAAGUCCUAGAUUAGCAUUUAGCAAUAUACUUUUACAUAAUUAAUUAGCUCUUUGAUUAAGGAAGUAGUGAUGUAGUAUACACAUACAGUCUUGCCCUUCAAUUCUAUUCACAGAAGAAGAAAAAAAUGGCUACCCUACUUCCACAAGAUGAUUCAACUUCAUCUGUAUCCAACUUCAACACCCAUGAGAUUCAACCUCAACCCUUGAACCCAACGUAUAACCAACACCAUCGUCCUACAGUUCUACUCAUUUCAGAAAAUGAUUCAGCGGCUGCUGAAGUCGAACAAGUUUUCGAGAAUUGCUGCUGUAAGGUAGUUGUUGCUUGUUUUGCUGUCACAUUUACAGGGGUAAUAACAUUGAUUUUCUUUGGUCUAGCCAUCUCUAUAACUAUCAUUGCUUCCAUCGUUACAUUACCAUUCCUAGUCGUAUCUGUAUUCGUUACUCGAUUCAUCCAGUUAUUUAGGCAUGGUGAAGGCUAUGAGAAAACUCUUCAACUUUCACUAACCCUCCGCGAUUGGAUUUACGCAGAACUGACUUUGUUAGCCUUCACUCUUCUAAUUCUGUCUGCAAUCACCAUGCAUUCUCCUGGCUUUGAAAAUGAUAUGUUAAAAAUACUGCCCAUAGCAGAUCAUUAUACAUAUUUUUGCUCAUGUUUUUGGCGUGUCUUCACAACGUCUUUAUUUUAUAUUGUCUCAUUAGCUUAAUGCCAUCAAUCCCAUUGGCUCAUACGGAAAGCAGCCUUUAUGUUCGAGCAGCAGUGCUUGAGAUAAUCGACUGUGUUACUUUCUGGGCUAUCCAGUUUCUGGUCAUGAGAGCUGUUCCGACUCUAAUGCAUCACAAACUGCUCGGGUUGUAUACUCGAAGAUGGAUUGAUGUAUCGAUUCUGGUUCUUAUAUCUCACAAUGUCAUUAAGAUAUCUACUCAUAUCAUCGUGUGGCUGCUACGAGAGCUAGCUUGUGAAAAGCUAGAUCCAGGGCCUAACGAAAAGUCAAAACGAUAUUUCAUAAUGGAGAAGAUCUUGCAAAGAAAGUAUCUAGUGUAUUACGCCAAUGGAACGAAACACAGCAUCAACACUAUACUUACUUCAGUGAUGCUUCUACUUACAUGGGUGUUGUACUUACGCUCCAAAGUAGAUGAAACGCCUCGAACCCAAGAUAUAAUACAAUUUGGAACCUGGACUUGUGUUACUUUUCUCAUUGCUUCUGUUCUUUGGCUUAUCAAAACUUGUUUAUUGUUGUCAUGGGAAGCUAGUGUAGUUUAUAACAGAUUAGAUUGGAGUAGUAAAAUCAUAGACGGAGGGCUGCAGUUGCACUUCCUCGGCAUCAUCGAUCAACACAACUACGACGUAUUCAACCUUCUUCAGAUUGGUACGGUAUACAACAAGUUGCUGCACAUUUUUUGA
Messenger RNA from Beta vulgaris subsp. vulgaris (sugar beet), 3029 nucleotides. Its product is annotated as mechanosensitive ion channel protein 9-like. The record is from RefSeq and is a predicted model, not a curated record. The transcript has a single exon. Gene Ontology annotation, molecular function: mechanosensitive monoatomic ion channel activity. Bases 2277 to 3029 code for a protein of 250 amino acids. Gene Ontology annotation, biological process: detection of mechanical stimulus; monoatomic anion transport. NCBI's taxonomy places the organism in Eukaryota, Viridiplantae, Streptophyta, Magnoliopsida, Caryophyllales, Amaranthaceae. Gene Ontology annotation, cellular component: plasma membrane.